AAGUGUUUUUGGGGAAAGAAAAUAUGGUGGGAAAUUUGAAAGCAUGAGAGUAUAAAAUGAGAGAAUUAGAAGUAUGCCAUUUUCAGUCACUGCUCGCUGGUGAAAUUAUGUUCUUCCUCUAAUGGCGCUCGCCGGCCUCAUCGAAUCACAUCCAUGGCCGCCAAUUCCACAUUCAAACUCUCCAAUUUCUCCAAUUCCCUCCCCUCCAAACCUUCCUUCCGCUACUCCACAUGGCACUCCCCACUGCCUCCGGCGGCGGCAGCUGAUCCUGUACUCGCCGCCGUCUCCACAGCCAUCAACAACGUCGAAACAAAGCCUCUCGCCUCUUCUCUUCGGCGGCUCCUCCCUUCCUUCAAACCCCACCAUUUCAUCGACCUCAUUAACCAUAACCCCUUCUCUCUCUCCCCUGUCUCUCUCUUCUCCUUCUUCAAUUGGCUCUCUUCUGUCCCCACCUUUCGCCACACUCUCCAAUCCUACUGCGCUAUGGCUAAUUUCCUCUGCGUCCAUCAAAUGUUCGAAGAAUCACAAUCGAUCGUCCGAUUUCUCGUCUCCCGCAAAGGUAAGGACUCGGCGGCUUCGAUCUUCGCCGCGAUUCUUGAAAUUACAGAUACGCGUUGUUCGAAUUUUGUAUUUGAUGCUUUGAUGAUUGCGUAUUCGGAUUCUGGGUUCAUCUCCGAUGCGAUUCAGUGUUUCAGGUUGGUCAGGAAGAGAAAUUUUCAAAUCCCGUUUCGUGGAUGUGAGUACUUACUUGAUAAAAUGAUGAAUUCAAACUCCCCUGUUACGAUUUGGACGUUUUAUCUGGAAAUUUUGGAUUCUGGGUUCCCACCUAAAGUAAAGUAUUUCAACAUUUUGAUUAAUAAGUUCUGUAAACAGGGAAGCAUUAGAGAUGCCAGGUUGAUCUUCGAUGAAAUUGGGAAGAGGGGUUUUCGUCCCACAGCUGUUAGUUUCAAUACCUUGAUUAAUGGGCUCUGUAAAUCCCGAAAUUUAGAUGAGUGUUUUAGGUUGAAGAAAGCCAUGGAAGAGAAUAGAAUACAUCCUGAUGUUUACACUUACAGUGUUCUGAUUCAUGGGUUAUGCAAGCAAGGUAAGGUAGAUGAUGCAGAACAACUGUUCGACGAAAUGCGUCAGAGAGGAUUGAGGGCAAACGACGUUACAUUCACUGCUUUGAUUGAUGGGCAAUGCAGGAGCGGACGAAUUGACUCAGCCAUGAACACUUAUCAGCAAAUGUUAGCCAUGGGAGUGAAACCAGAUUUAGUUAUGUAUAACACACUCAUAAAUGGCCUCUGCAAAGUUGGGGAUGUUAGUAAAGCUAGGAAGCUAGUUGAUGAAAUGAAAAUGGUGAGGAUGAAACCAGAUAAAAUCACUUACACAACACUCAUAGAUGGUUACUGCAAAGAGGGAGAUAUAGAAUCAGCCAUGGAGAUUAGGAAAGGGAUGAAUGAAGAAGGGGUUGUUCUUGAUAAUGUAGCAUUCACAGCCAUUAUCUCAGGUUUGUGUAGAGAUGGAAGGGUGAUGGAUGCAGAGAGGACCUUGAGGGAGAUGAAGGAAGCUGGGAUGAAACCCGACGACGCGACGUAUACUAUGGUGAUCGACGGGUAUUGCAAGAACGGCGAUGUUAAGACGGGGUUUAAGCUGCUGAAAGAGAUGCAGAGAAAUGGGCAUAAUCCUGGUGUGAUAACUUACAAUGUGCUUAUGAAUGGGCUUUGCAAGCAAGGACAGAUGAAGAAUGCCAAUAUGCUGUUGGAAGCAAUGCUUAACUUAGGAGUAACUCCUGAUGAUAUUACAUACAAUAUUCUGUUGGAAGGGCACUGUAAGAGUGGAAGAGCUGAAGAUUUCCUUCACCUCAGAAAUGAGAAAGGGCUCGUAGUAGACUACGCGUAUUAUACUUCUUUAGUCGGUGAAUACGAUAAAUCAUUAAAGGAUCGUCGAAAGAGGUAAUGAAGGUAUGUUGCGGAAUUCAAACUUGUCUUUCGGUUGAUCAUUGCAUUACUUA
Cucurbita moschata (crookneck pumpkin) is the source of this 1993-nucleotide messenger RNA. RefSeq names its product putative pentatricopeptide repeat-containing protein At1g09680. The record is from RefSeq and is a predicted model, not a curated record. The transcript has a single exon. NCBI's taxonomy places the organism in Eukaryota, Viridiplantae, Streptophyta, Magnoliopsida, Cucurbitales, Cucurbitaceae. Gene Ontology annotation, molecular function: protein binding. The coding region runs from base 154 to 1938 and encodes 594 amino acids.